Molecule: messenger RNA, 2841 nt
Organism: Bombyx mandarina (wild silkworm)
Lineage: Eukaryota; Metazoa; Arthropoda; Insecta; Lepidoptera; Bombycidae
Gene: P5CDh1
Product: delta-1-Pyrroline-5-carboxylate dehydrogenase 1
Cellular component (GO): mitochondrial matrix
Molecular function (GO): L-glutamate gamma-semialdehyde dehydrogenase (NAD+) activity
Source: RefSeq, a predicted model, not a curated record
CAGGUUAGGCUUUAUAAUAUGUUUUCAUCUUUGUCUAACUAACAGUCAUUCUUUGUGGACAGAAAAGUUUAUACCGUAUUACUACGUAGCAUCUCUACGUAGUCUGUAAGUCAAAUUUUCCGAUAGGUGCGCGAAAACAUGAAAUAUGAACAGGUAUAUCUUUAAAACAGCUGACGUGAAAAUUUCUUUUGUGCAGUAAAAGUGAGGAGGACUCGGGAAAUUUGCGAACAUUUUGCAAUAAUAUCGUGUUUUAUAAACCUACUUGAAGCUAUUCUCGAUCGAUACGCUAAAAUUAAAAAUACACCUCAUUUUUAAAAUUAGCAACAUAGCAUUUUGUGGAAAAUUUUAAUGCAGCGACGCCGUUCUCGCGUAAUAAAAAGGAAUAUGAAAUCGUGAAGGUCACAGCUUUGUUCGAGUCAAACAAGUUCUUUGACUGCCGUGGCCGCACGCGCGUUGUCACUCGCCCUGUUUGCGACUCGUUUACGUAAUCGGAACCGCUCAUCAAAUCACAUUCUUAUCUCUAUCCCGGGGGCUCGGCCCGACGUACUGUCAGUUGAUUCGCUAUUCAGUGUUGACCAGGGUCAGCGUUAUGCUUACAAUCUGGGCGAGAAUCGGUCGCGUACGUUCGCUAGAGCGAACGUUGUCUAGCGUCGUAGACUUGCCGCAAUUUCAGGAUGGGAGCAUCCAUAACGAGCCUGUGUUGGGUUAUCGUGCCGGAAGCCGGGAACGCCAAGACCUAAUUGAGGAGCUGAAACGAACCGCUUCAGUAAUUGAAGACGUACCAAUUGUAAUUGCCGGAAAAAAUAUUACAGAAGGCGAGCCACGAUAUCAGGUGAUGCCCCAUGAUCACUCAAAAAAGAUAGCUAAAUAUUACUAUGCCAGUGAAAAAACAAUUGAAAAGGCGAUUCAAGCGUCUGUCGAUGCUCAAACUCGUUGGGACCGCACUCCGCUGACUGAACGCGUAAAAAUCUGGCAGACAGCAGCUGAGCUAAUGGCCGGUGCGUAUCGACAGAGCCUCAAUGCUGCGACCAUACUUGGACAGUCGAAAUCAGUAAUUCAAGCUGAAAUUGAUGCUGCAGCUGAACUUAUUGAUUUUUUCCGUUUUAAUGUACACUUCCUGAAGGAAAAUUCAAAAUAUCAACCUAUUUCUGAGAGUCCCACAAUAACCAAAAACUCUUUGAGAUUUCGUGGCAUAGAUGGAUUUAUUGCAGCAAUAAGUCCCUUCAAUUUCACUGCCAUUGGAGGCAACCUCGCAUACACACCUGCACUUAUGGGCAAUGCAGUGUUAUGGAAACCAUCGGAUACAGCUUUGUUGUCCAACUGGCGAAUCUUCAAUAUUAUGAGGGAAGCUGGUCUUCCAGAUGGUGUUGUAAACUUUGUUCCAUCCGAUGGUCCUACAUUUGGUCGAGUCAUCACAUCAUCACCAUACCUGGCUGGAAUCAACUUCACAGGCUCUGUGCCCACUUUUAACUGGCUGUGGAAUGAAGUAGGCAAGAAUCUUAAUACAUAUCGUAACUAUCCCAGACUCAUUGGAGAAUGUGGAGGAAAGAAUUACCACUUUGUACACCCCUCUGCUGAUAUACAAACUGUGGUUAGUGGCACCAUCCGAUCAGCAUUUGAAUUUUGUGGACAGAAGUGUUCAGCUUGCUCCAGAAUAUAUAUCCCUCAGUCUCUGUAUGAACCAAUUAAGACAGGAUUACUUGCAGAAAGAGCUAAACUGAAGAUUGGUGACCCUGCAGACUUUUCAGUGUUCACAGCGGCUGUCAUUGAUGACAAAGCUUUUGCUAGGAUCACAGGAUACAUCCAAAGAGCCAAGAAGAAUCCUAAGAACAAGAUCUUGGGAGGUGGUGAGUUUGACAAUAGCAAGGGCUACUUUGUGCAGCCUACCAUCAUUGAGACAACAGAUCCGCAUGACAAGCUCAUGACAGAAGAGAUCUUCGGUCCAGUGCUCACCAUUUAUGUAUAUAAUGAUAAAGAUAUUGAUAAAACCAUGGAUUUAAUUGGUACUUCCACAAAAUUUGCUCUUACAGGAGCUAUAUUUGCUAAAGAUCAAGUAUUUUUGAAAAAAGCAUAUGAAAAUCUCAAAAUGACUGCUGGCAACUUCUAUAUCAAUGACAAAUCAACUGGAUCUGUAGUCGGUCAGCAGCCAUUUGGAGGUGGCCGUAUGUCAGGUACUAAUGACAAGGCAGGUGGUCCCAACUAUGUCAUGAGGUGGACAUCUCCACAAUCUAUUAAGGAAACAUUUGUUCCACUUACUGAUAUUGAUUAUCCAUAUAUGAGAGAAUGAAAAUCAUCAUCUCAGAACUUAAUUAUCCAAAAGUAGAAAAAAAAUUUAAGAUAAUUAGAUUGAUUAGAUCAACUAUCUAGUUAAAUUAGUGAAAUUAUCAUCUCAGCAAACAAUCUCACUUGUAACAUAGAAGUAUUAAUUUGUGUAUUUUGAAUAUUAUUUAAUUAUUCAUGUUGUAAAAUGUAGAUAUUUAAGUAAGUUAAUGUAUUUUGAAAAUGAAUUAAUGUUAAUUACUAGUUUCAUGUUAUGGCAUGAUUGUUCAAUUUUAUUAUUAUGGAAAUAUAUUAGAUUAGGUCAAAAAGGUAAUUAUUUGAAAUAUUGAAACUUGUUCGUCUCGCUAGUUCUGUGCUUAUACUUUCUGUAUCCGAGUGAUUUUCUAACAUUAUAUGUUUCCUGUCUGACCUCACUUGCAUUUACUGCUUACUCUUUGUCUAAAUGUAAAAUGUUUAUUAGUGUAAUGUUAUUGUUAAUGUUGAUUGCUGGAUCUCUUGGUUUCAUCUAUGACUGAAGUUGAUGUUUGGAAUUCCAAUAAAUAUUAAAAAUUAAUAGUUCAA